CUUGUUUUGAGAAGCUUCCGGGCUCUCUCCCUCUCUCGACCGUGUCUUCUCUCAUUUUUGUCUUUGUGAUACGUCUCUAACCCUUAAAACUUUUGGUUUUUUGGGUGAUCUCUAUGAAUUGAGUCUUGAUGAUUCUUCUAUUUGUAGUCGAGAGGGUGUAUCUUUGUUGUCUGGGUAGUCUUUGGGUUGCCUCCAUUCGAUCCCAUGUGGCUAGGGUUUGUGGAGUUUUCAGGUUGUACAGACGAGUACAAUGUAUUCUGAGCCCUAAAUAAUUGAUUGUUGAUGUUGAUGAUUCAUUUUUAAUUCCUUUGUGUUCUGGUAAUUUUGGGUUCAAGUUAUUACAGAAGCUUGACUUGAAUGGAUGGACUGCAUCAAGUACGAAUCCCUUAGUCAAGAUUGAGUUUCCAAAUGUUUUUGGUGAUUAGAUUAAGAGCAAUUAUUGACGCAGUAUCAAGAAUAAAACCUGCAUUAAUUUAUGCCUUAUGUACCAAGCCAUCCAAAGUUGUACUCUGAUUAACUGAGCAAGAAUGAAACUGACAUAUGGUUCCUUAUGCUACCUAGAUUAGCUCAUUAAACAUUAUUUCGAAGUUUUUAUCCCAUUUUUAUGCCUUAUGCACCGCUUAAUUUAUGCCUUAUGCACGGCCUGCAUGAACAUACAGAGUUUCUAUUGUUUUCAAAUAGUAUUCUGAUUUCCAAGUUCACCAGUGUUACUGUAUAAAGAAUUUAUUAAUUCCAUUCCCAGUUUGAAGGAUUCAAUUUGGUUCCACCUAUCAUUUCGACGAAAAGGACAAGGAGAGAUAGAGAGAAGGGUAGAUUUAGGAUUGGGGCGGCAAUUGGAACUUAAAAUAAUAUAAUUUAAACCUAUGGCCUGCAAACAAAUUUUUACACGUAAUAAUCAGCACAGUUCAGCCUUGAAAUUUACAUAAUUGUUGCAUUUUCUGGUUUGUCAUUUUGCAUUUGUCUUUUUUUUUGACUUAAUCCUCGUCUUUGUUGCCUAUUGUAACAUCACGAUAAUCCUCAAUUCUAUAAUCUGUUUCUUCAUUUGUUUUUUCCUUUGUCCAAUUCCUUAGUAUCAACCAAUGAAUCGUAUUUGUUGCAUCAGCAUUUCAAUAAUUCAUUUCUUUCUUCUGUUCAUCUGGUUUCAAUACUGAUGUUUAAAGAUCUUAACCGAGUCAAUCCACGGCCUUUAUGGUGGAGUGUUUUUGGAGAACAAAAGGCUGUUUUCAGUUUGUGGGUUCAGUUGAAGGAAUUUUUAUCACCAAAAAGUAGCUUACAGGCUCCAGAAAGGUUUUAAAUUGAAUAAAAGUGGCAAUGUCUUUGGAGGAUCUUCUUGCUGCUGAAGGGUUUAAGAGAAAAGCAAAGAUGAUACCCAGACAUUCCUUCGGCUCAGAUGGAAGAAGUAUACCUCUUUAUCCAACGCGAGGUAAACAUGAACCCAGUUCUUCAUCAUCUGUUAAACGGACAGCGAGGACAAGAUCUGAGAUACCUCGAAAAGACUCUAGAGGUGAUUUUUCAACAAGUUAUAGUCUUAAAGGUAGAAAUCCAAGGGAUGAUCCUAAUAGAAGGGAGAAAAUAGACUGGGAAUCAAAGACAGAAACUCGGGUGGAACUUGAAAGAAGAGGUUAUAAAGAUUCGUGGGAUGCCAAGAAGUUUAGCCUUAGUUCAAGUGAAGAUUCUCGAGGUUUUGGGAGAAAGGAGACCGUAGAGAGUAACGAGAUAGUAGAGGUGGAAAAUAACAAGCCAUAUACAGAUAUAUAUUCAUAUGAUGUUCACAAAAAUGAGGAAAGAGAGCGACACAGGCAGCAUUCCGGGGAGGAUGCAAUGGAAGAUAAGAGAACUACAAAAGACUCCUUCAAACGUGUCCCUCGACAAAGAAUUUUAAGUGUCAAUUCGUGGAAAAGAGUGAACCAGCCUGAGAUAAACAUGAUUUCUGAAAAAGGUAAAACUUUUGAUGAAAGUCGGAGCCUAAGGCAAGGCCGGUCCGAACAGAUUCUUGAUACUCCUGCUCUCGAUGAAGCUGCUGUUAAAGCCAUGAUUUCUAUUUUGAGUGGUUAUGUCAAACGUUUUCUAACAGAUGGGGACUUCAGGACAUCACUGCGUCACAAUAGUUUCGCUUCCCUGAAUUUUAUUGGAUUGGAAGAAGGCCUUGACACUGAAUGCAAAAUCAUAGAAAAUCUUGAACAAGCUAUAGAAAUGGUUGAAAGAGCUGCUGAGGAAAAUGCAACGGCCAAAGAAUUAAAAAAAGCUUCUUUGCAACUUAGUGUUAUUACGGGAUUAAAUUCCAAUGAUUUAAAAGAUGGACUUACAUCUGGAAUCCCAAACUUCAAGCUGUCAGCUUGUGCUCACUUGUACCUCAGCAUGAUUUAUAUGCUACAGAGAAAAGAUAGAAUUGCAGCAAAACAUCUUCUUCAAGUUUUCUGUGAUUCACCAUUCCAGGCACGGACGACAUUACUGCCUGAUUUGUGGGAUCAAAUAUUGUUUCCUCAUCUUUCGGAUUUGAAGCUCUGGUAUGACAAAGAAGCUGAUUCCUUGGCUGAUUCACCAAUUCCAACAAAUCUAAAGCUUCUUGAUAAAGUGUAUAAUGAAACUCUGGAUUCAGCAACUUAUCAAUUUGCCUUGUACUACAAGGAUUGGCUAACCGAGGGGGUUGAUGCGCCUUCGCUUCCUUCAAUUGCAAUUCCUUCUUUCUCUGUUCAUCCAAUGCAAAAGGGUCACACAUGUAGUCCUACAUGUCAUUUCUCACCACAUCCAAUGGUCAGUAAAAAAUUGUACGAUGAAGUAUUUAAGCAUUCACAUAAAUCCGGGAUUGAAAUCGAAGUCUACGAGGAAGAGGAUUUUGAGAUAAAUGCAAUAAGCUCAAAUGGUACUGCUCCAGAAGACAAACAAUUGAUAUUAUAUUCUGAUGACUCUGUUAAACACAAAAAUCAAAAUAUCUCACCCGGCGGCAAAUCUCACCCAGAUGAUUCACAUGCGGCUGAUGAAACGCAGAGAUUAGAACAAGCAAGUUCUUCAGGAGAGUUAAAUUUCAACGAAAACUUCCACAACAGUCAGUGGCUGCAAGAAAAUUCAGAUGUACACACGUUGCAAGAAUUACCACCCGCAAAAGAAAAUGAGCUUUUAACUAAGAGGCCAGCAAAAUCAUUGCUUGACCAUGCUGUAUCAAUUUCUUUGGAAACUAAAUUGAAGUCUCCUGUCCAUGAACUGCAAAAGAGUUAUGAAGACUUCAGCGAAACAACUUCUCUGUUGAGCAUCCCAAAAGAUUUCAUAUGCCCUUUGAAUGGACUUCUUUUUGAAGAUCCAGUGACUCUUGAGACAGGACACACCUUUGAACGUGGAGCAAUCACGGAUUGGUUUGGUCGAGAAUCUAAAACCUGCCCUGUCACAGGAAAAACAUUAGCAUUUCAAGCUGUCCCACCUACAAAUUUCAUUCUGAAGCGUGUUAUUGACAAUUGGAAGGUAGAGCAUUGCAGGAAUCUCUUGGCUACUGUCUCUCAACUAACAGCAGAUUCAUCGGAACAUGUAAAAUCGAAAGAUGAUGUAACUAUGUCCCUAUUGGAGCAGUUUCUCAUUGUUUUCACUAAAGAUGAGAGAAUAGCAAAUGCAAAACAGCUUAUCUCUUUUGGAGGCUUACAGUUUCUGCUGAGGAGAUUUGAGUAUGGAGACGUUAAUGAGAAGACAUCUAUUUUAGAAUUACUAUCUUGUUGUAUUGAAUCUGACGCUAGUUGCAGAGAUGAUGUUGCUAGAAGCAUAAAUAUGCCGUGUCUUCUAGAACUAAUUCGAAGCGAGCAGUUAAAGUUGAGAACCAAUGCAGUGUUAAUGCUGGCUGAACUAAUUUGCUUGAACAGGAGGAAAAACGCAGAAGGAAUUUUAAAAGGCCUACAGGAUGCAGAAAUAAUAAAUGCAAUGGAUAAUUUGCUCAUCUAUAUGCAGACUUGUGUACUGGAAGAGAGACCUGAAGUAGCCGUUUUGAUCCUACAUUUUGAUCUUCUGAAAAUACCACACGAGAGUAGCCUAUAUAGACAGGAGGCUGUAGAUGCCCUUACAACAGCUCUGGAGAGUGGCUUAUCAGAUCCGAAGGUUCAGAAGAAGUGUUGCAGAGCUCUCCUAAUACUUGGAGGUCGCUUCUCUUUGUCUGGAAAACUUAUGACUGAGGAUUGGUCUCUGAAACUAGCCGGGUUUCUCAACGGUCCAGACUGGAAUUUUGCUGACAAUGAAGACAACAAUAUAGCAACUGAUGAGACUGUGAUGAUGUUCAAUUCUCAGAUUGAAGAUGAAGAAGAAGUAAAGACGAGAGAGAAGUGGCUGGUGAGUGUGUCGGCUUCGCUUCUUGGGGAUGGGACUAAGUCAUUUCUGGAGACUGUUUCCAAGUGUUUAACUUUAGGAAACUCGGAUUUGGUCCGCGUAAUUCUAACAACAGGGGUCUGGUUGAGCUCUUCACUUGCUUCAUUAUCUGAUACAGAGUUUCAGCUUUCUGCCCUUUUUACUCUCAUUACUCCAUUGAAAUUUUGCCUAGAAUACGGUGAGCUGGUUGAGCAAAAGGUUCUUGCUUCAAUGUGUCUGCUUAAUUUCAGUAAAAUUCCAGAGUGUAGAGUACUCCUGAUGAAGAUAAGGGAGGAACUGGCUACUUCUCUAGAAAAUCUUGCAGAGGUAACAUGGACAGCUAAAGAGCUGUUUAUCAUCUUUUCAAACCAAAGAAGUUAAAGAAUCGGUAACAAAGUUCGAAAGAGAGGGAGAGAAAUUGUUGCAUCAAAACAAAUUUUAGCAGUAAACGAUUAUGUGUUGUGAUAUGUACAGUUAAAUUUUACUACAAGUGACAUUUUUCUUAGGAGAUGCAUCAAUUCUUUUUUUUUCCUUUUUUCCUCAUGUAUAUUGGUCUUGUUAAUUGUGAAUGGCUAAUUAUAUUUACUAA
Molecule: messenger RNA, 4909 nt
Organism: Olea europaea var. sylvestris
Lineage: Eukaryota; Viridiplantae; Streptophyta; Magnoliopsida; Lamiales; Oleaceae
Product: putative E3 ubiquitin-protein ligase LIN-1
Exons: 9
Coding region: 1312-4701 (1129 amino acids)
Biological process (GO): protein ubiquitination
Molecular function (GO): ubiquitin-protein transferase activity
Source: RefSeq, a predicted model, not a curated record